UGUAAUCGAUAAGAUCGCUGCGUAAACAAAUGGUCAUAUGCUGGAGGAUACGUGCCCGUUCUAUCCUUCGGCCACGUUUUGUAAACUCCUCUUUCUUCGAGCCACGUACAGCACAACCGCCCCGUCCCUCUCUCUUAUAUGCACUGCAAGGAAGAGGUGCGGAACCGAGCAUCGUGAUCUGAGAAGAGGAGAUACCAAUCAAGAUGGACAAGCUUCUCCUCCAUGGCCACCGCUCCUCGCCGCUGAAGACAUCCAUGGUGCUGACUUCGCUUGGCGGGACCAUCAGAAACAGCUACUCUACUGAGAAUAAGGAGGAACCUUCACAAGGAAUUGGGCAGAAGGCAAGAUCAACAGCUGAAGAGUUUAGCCGGCAAGCCAAAGAAAAGACUGAAAAAAUCAGUGAGACUGCCAAGGAGGCCUGGGAAGAUGCCAAGGAAGCAGUGGUGGGAGAGACGCAGCAAGAGAAGGAGAAGUUCAAAGAAAAAGUUGAGAAGGGAAAUUAUGAUAAGAUAGGCCGCGAGUAAUAUAUAUUCCCAAUUCGAUCAGUGAAUGAUACAAUCACUGACAAUGUAAAUGCCUAAAUGGUGCAUGAAACUAUAUAUAUGGUGCAUCAAAAUGUCGUCGUUUAGUAUGUUUAUCUUCGAUCAUGUACAGCGAGACCACUCGCCUUCUUUCAAAUAGAAUCAUUUCAGGUUAUGUGGCAGAAAUAAUUUGUU
Messenger RNA from Elaeis guineensis (African oil palm), 716 nucleotides. RefSeq lists its product as uncharacterized. NCBI's taxonomy places the organism in Eukaryota, Viridiplantae, Streptophyta, Magnoliopsida, Arecales, Arecaceae. The record is from RefSeq and is a predicted model, not a curated record.